Vigna angularis (adzuki bean) is the source of this 3150-nucleotide messenger RNA. Its product is annotated as pentatricopeptide repeat-containing protein At1g03540. Gene Ontology annotation, molecular function: RNA binding; protein binding. Lineage: Eukaryota; Viridiplantae; Streptophyta; Magnoliopsida; Fabales; Fabaceae. The coding region runs from base 76 to 1884 and encodes 602 amino acids. The record is from RefSeq and is a predicted model, not a curated record. The transcript has 4 exons. Gene Ontology annotation, biological process: RNA modification.
AUGAUCGCCAGGUGUGUUUGGGCGAGAGCAUGGUUGAAAAAGUGACCUGAGAGUGUCUGCUUCUCCACACUGUCUAUGAACAACCUUUCCAUGAAGAACCUCAAACUCAUCCUCACCCAAGCACAAGCCCAAGCCAAAGAUCCCGACCCCUAUCUGAAGCCCGUGUUCUACGCCUCCCUCCUACAAGACUGCAUCAAAGCCCACUCCUUCGUCCAGGGCACCCUCCUUCACGCCCACGUCCUCAAAUCGGGCCUCCUUGCCGACCGCUUCCUCGCUAACAGUCUCCUCUCCCUAUACUUCAAACUCUCCCCACACUUCUCCCAGGCCCGCACUCUCUUCGAUGGCCUUUCCUUCAAAGAUGUCAUCGCAUGGACCUCCAUUAUCUCCGGCUAUGUCCGGAAAGCCCAGCCCACCCAGGCUCUCUGCCUCUUCCUCCAAAUGCUCCGCCUCGGCCUUUAUCCCAACGCCUUUACCAUUUCCUCCCUUCUCAAAGCCUCCUCCCAGCUCCCAAACCUUCUCCUUGGCAAGGCCCUCCAUGGAAUCGUCGCCACCCGCGGCUUCCACUCCAACUGCGUCGUCGCCUGCUCGCUCAUCGACAUGUACGGGAGGACCAGCGUGGUCGACGACGCGCGCAGGGUGUUCGACGAAUUGCCCCACCCGGACCCGGUCUGCUGGACGGCCUUUAUCUCCACGUUGGCGCGUAAUGACAGGUUUAGGGAGGCCGUGGGGUUGUUUUCCGUUAUGCACGACGGAGGUUUGGGGUUGGAGGUUGAUGGUUUCACUUUCGGAACACUGUUAAACGCGUGUGGGCACUUGGGGUGGCUGAGGAUGGGGAGAGAGGUGCAUGGGAAGGUUGUGACUUUGGGGAUGCGUGGGAAUGUGGUCGUGGAGAGUAGUUUGUUGGAUAUGUAUGGGAAGUGCGGCGAUGUUGGGUGUGCGAGGGUAGUGUUUGAUGGGUUGGAGGGGAGGAAUUGGGUGUCUUGGACUGCUAUGCUUGGAGUUUAUUGUCACAAUGGAGAAUCUGAGAGUGUGCUUGGGCUUGUUAGGGAGUGGGGGGUGGUGGAUUUUUAUAGUUUUGGGACGAUUAUCCGUGCUUGUUCGGCGCUGGCUGCGGUGAGGCAGGGGAAGGAGGUGCAUUGUCAGUAUGUGAGGAAGGGUGGGUGGAAGGAUGUGGUGGUGGAGUCUGCUUUGGUUGAUAUGUAUGCGAAAUGUGGGAGUGUGGAUUUUGCAUAUAGGUUGUUUUCGAGGAUGGAGGUGAGGAAUUUGAUCACAUGGAACUCCAUGAUUGGGGGGUUUGCGCAAAAUGGGAGAGGGCAAGAGGGGUUGGAGUUGUUUGAGGAGAUGGUGAAGGAGGGGGUGAGGCCGGAUGGGAUCAGUUUUGUGAAUGUUCUGUUUGCGUGUAGUCAUAAUGGUUUGGUUGAUCAUGGGAGGAGGUAUUUUGAUUUGAUGAAGAGGGAGUAUGGGAUUAGGCCUGGGGUGGUGCAUUACACUUGCAUGAUUGAUCUUCUUGGAAGGGCUGAGUUGAUACAGGAGGCUGAGUGUUUGCUAGAGGCUGCUGAUUGCGGGUAUGAUCAUCAUUCGGUUUGGGCGGUUCUGCUUGGAGCUUGCACUAAGUGUUCGGAUUAUAUCACAGCUGAACGUGUUGCGAAAAAGAUGAUUCAGCUGGACCCUGAAUUCCAUCUGAGUUAUGUUUUGCUUAGUAAUGUUUAUAGAGCAGUUGGCCGGUGGAAUGACGCCCAAGAGAUCAGAAGGUUAAUGGAGGAGCGAGGGGUUAAGAAGAUGCCUGGCACGAGCUGGGUUGAAAGUGAGAAGCAAAAGGGUUCUCCUAGUUUUGAUUUGAGCAUUGUUGGGAGGAGCAUGGGAGAGGCUGCGUGUGUUAGAUAGUUAUAGGCAGGUUGAGUUCUGUCGAUAUAGUUGGUAGACUGAUUUAGCAUAGAAUGAACACUCGGUUUAUUUUUGGUAUCAUGGAAGGUUUGUUCAGAGAUUCUAUGGUGGUGUUGUACAUGAAGAGAUUUCUUUUGUCAUCUUACUUGCAUUGUAUUAGACAGUAAAAAAACUUUCACUUGGUGACUGAAUAGAAUGAAGUCCAAAAGCAGCAUCAAAUGAACACAUCAUUCUUGUCUGGUUGGAGGGAUCAUCAUGAAAAGCCUGCAAACAUCAUCAGCUGCUGCAAUCAAAUGAAUAAAGAGUAACACCUUGAGCUGAUGCAUGCUCAUUUUUGUCAACUGAAUUUAGCGGCCUUCGUCUCGAACCAGUGGGUGAAAUUUUUUAUAGGUGAAAUUAUGGUGUGACUGUCCCUUCUGGCCUGACGACGGCAUGUGCCAGUUGCGGGACUGUAGUGCAUGUGAAUGCCCAGAAAGUGAAUUCCCUGAAUCAUUUAAGAAGCCACAUGGCUUCUCAAUGAAUGAUCUUGUUUGUCAAGAAGGUAAACCUCAGGCAGCUGUUGACCGUACUUUAGUCAAUAAAGUUUUCAGAGGAUGGAUAGAAAUAGACAAUCCAUUGACAAAUGACGAUGAGAAUGACAACGACGAGAUGACAUACGUGAAUCUUCAACUGAAUCCUGCGAAGGUAUACUGGUUACACUGGUUCUUCUGCAAGAAGGAUAUGGGAUGCUGUCUACUCUGAGAACCGCCCCAAAUUGCAUUGAUGGAUUGUAUAUGAUGUGAGAAGUGUCGAUUAUGGGGGUAAGCUUCAGGUUCUUGGUCUUGUUGGAACUGCAUUAAAGAUUCUCUUCUCUGUUGAUGGUCAAGAAAACUCAAGUCAAACACUUCAGCUGCAAAGGAAUGAGGUAAUUGCAUUGAUGAACCUUCUCAAUCGGCUUUCAGAAUCUGUCAAAUUUGUCCAUGAAGUGGGACCUGCAGCUGAUGGUGUGAUGGAAGGACAUGUUUCUGCUCAUAAAACAUUGAUUAAAGCAUGGAAAAAAAAUUGGUCCUUUGUAUCUAAAACUUAGGUAACAUGCUCUCUUCUUAGUAUUUGUUGUAUCAGUCUUUGAUGUUCCAAACUGAGUAUUAGAUGUUUGCAUCUGCAGGCUGAGUGAGUGGUGACAGUUCUGUUUUCUGUGAUUAAAAUUACUUCAUAGGUUAGACAUAGAAAACCACUGUCAUAGUUUGGAAACUAAUGUACUUAGAGUGUCUCAAAAUUGAAAAUAAA